Messenger RNA from Oncorhynchus keta (chum salmon), 5636 nucleotides. RefSeq names its product euchromatic histone-lysine N-methyltransferase 1b (gene ehmt1b). The coding region runs from base 127 to 3993 and encodes 1288 amino acids. Lineage: Eukaryota; Metazoa; Chordata; Actinopteri; Salmoniformes; Salmonidae. The record is from RefSeq and is a predicted model, not a curated record. The transcript has 27 exons. Gene Ontology annotation, cellular component: nucleus. Gene Ontology annotation, molecular function: protein-lysine N-methyltransferase activity; zinc ion binding; histone methyltransferase activity.
GUAAGCGUCACUUAAUACCGAUUAUAUUGAAUUCAAUUAUAGCAGACCGCUAUUGAGCACGUCAAAGAAAUGAAUGUGAUGACGCAAUGAGUUAAGUGGGCGGAGACUGGUCAGGCAAAAGGAACCAUGGCUUCCGUGCAAGCCGAGCCCACAGGUCUGGCCGAAGGCAGAUUGGGUAAAGGGGAGUCCAUGGAGGAGGGGAUGGAAUCACCUGGGGACCGAGAGGAAGAAGGAGGUGAGCUCAUCUUUAAAGCCAUUACAGCUAAACAUGACACAUUGAGAAAUGAGGAGGUAGCUUCCAGACUGGGAUCCUCCCCCGGAGCAGAGGCGGAGCUAAACGGAACCUAUGAGAGCGCAGAGGUGGGGAACGGACACCAGUGCCCCACCCCUCUGGUCUCCCUGGGCAACAAGUCUCAGGUGGUCACAGAGAAUGGGAUGUUGGAGACCGACCCACCUCACGGUUCCGUCACCGGGAGUAAUGGAUACAUCCUCAGCAAGCAGCAGGAGGGGGGCUCUACAACGGGGACAGGCUUGGUGGCUGCCCCACACAGGACUAGCUGGUUGCCCUCCGGCACCACAAUGGUGGGACACACCACCACAACCUUCCUGUCCUCCGCAGCAGGGCAUGCCCACAGUCCUGGUGCACUAAGAACUGAUAACCACCAGGCCGGCUCCCCGUCGGGACAGGGGGACUCAGACACAGAGACUAAAAAUGGCACGUCCCCUAGCGACUCCCCCGCCCCCUCUCCGCUGUCCAUCGCCAUACACCGAGCACGCAAGACCAUGUCCAGGCCAGCGUCCAACCAGACACUAAAGCUUCUAAACAGGGCAUUAAAAGAACCAAACGGUGCAGACGAGGAGAGUCUGAAUGGACCAGAGGAGGAGAAGACAUCCCCCUCCCAGAACCAGCUACCUCAGAGCCAAAACGACUUGCCGGCUGCAGCCACAGCCAAGUCCCAGACAGCAGCGUCGGCAUCGAGGAAGAAGAAGAGGAAGAUGGGAACGUACAGUCUGGUCCCCAGGAAGAAAACCAAAGUGCUGAGGCAGCUGACAGUGGUGGAGAUGUUUAGUCAACUUCAACAAUCAACUCAAAGCACACAGCCUAAAGAGGUAGCACAUGUCAAUGGGGAAAGGAUGGAGAAUGAGUCAGAGGAGGAAGAUUUGGAAGAUGGAGAGGAAUGGGAGGAGGAGGAGGAGCAGGGUGGAGAGGAAGGUGUCUCCACGGGCCAGGAGAAGAGUCGAACAUCAUGCCUUGCCCUUCAGGGAGAGGAGCCAGACUCUGAGGAAUCAGCUGAAGAGGAAGAAGAGGAGAACGAGUCUGACUUGAGCUCGGAAUCCAGCGUGAAGAAGAGAUUGAAAAAGAAAGUAAAGGGAGACGGCGCCUGGCUCCGGCCGUCCAGGAAACGGAAAAGGAAGCCUAAGACCAAGAUUGAGGGACUCCCUGGCACAGGACCCCAGCCCCAGGACCAGGCAGGCCUCAAUAAAGAGUACACGGAGGUUCCCCUCCACUUACUCAACCUCAAAGCCCAGGAGAAGCUGCUCUCCUCACUGCACACAGGAGUUUCUGGGGCUAUGGGAAGUGUGGAGCCAGAUAUGGUGCAGGAGCUGCCCCUCUGCAGCUGUCGCAUGGAGACGCCCAAGAGUCGGGAGAUCCUCACGCUGGCCGACAGGAAGUGCAUGGCCACGGAGAGCGUCGACCGACAGCUGAGCCGGUGUCAGAGUGCGGUUCUAAAGCACGAGAUGAUGCGUCCCUCAAAUUCUGUGCAGCUGCUGGUGCUGUGUGAGGACCACCGGGCCGGCAUGGUCAAGCACCAGUGCUGCCCCGGCUGUGGCUUCUUCUGCAGAGCCGGUACGUUCAUGGAGUGCCAACCGGACAUCAACAUCUCCCACCGUUUCCACCAGGCCUGUGCCUCAGUACUGAAGGGCCAGACCUUCUGUCCACACUGUGGGGAGGAGGCCAGCAAGGCCAAGGAGGUCACCAUCGCCAAGGCCGACACAACCUCCACCGUGCCCGCCACACGUGCUGCACAUGACCCUGCCACGGCCAGGACCGCGGAGGGCAGGGCAGACACCACAACUGGAGGUCCAUUCUGUCUCUCUGUGGGAGGUGAUCUGGGUGGCCAAGCAGACAGCUCUCUCUCCAUCCCACCCGAGCACACACUGGACACCUCCUCCUUCCCCGGGGGCUCCAGAACCGGAGUUCUGCCUCCUGCUGCGGGCAUGGGGAUCGGCAUAGGAGUGGGCGCCGCCCCUAAAGAGACCUUGGAGAGCAUCCUGCUGGCACUGGACACAGAGAAGCCCAAGAAGCUGCGGUUUCACCCCAAGCAGCUCUUUAUCUCUGCUAAACAGGGGGAAAUACAGAAGGUCUUGCUCAUGUUGGUGGAUGGGGUAGACCCUAACUUUAAGAUGGAGAGCCAGAGCAGACGUGCCCCCCUCCAUGUAGCAUCUGAGGCAGGCCACCAGGAGAUCUGUCACCUGCUGGUUCAGUCUGGUGCUAACCUGGACAUCUGCGAUGAGGACCAGCGCACUCCCCUGAUGGAGGCCUGUGAGAACAACCACCUGGAGGCGGUCUGCUACCUACUGAGGGCAGGAGCCAUCGCCAGCCACAAGGAUGUGGAGGGGUUCACUUGUCUCCACCUAGCUGCUAAGAUUGGCCAUUAUAACAUUGUGGAGCAUCUACUCUCCACAGGACUCAUAGACAUCAACUGUCAGGACGAUGGCGGUUGGACGGCUAUGAUUUGGGCAACGGAGUAUAAGCACCUAGAGCAGGUGAAGAUGCUGCUCAAUAAAGGGGCUGACAUCAACAUUAGGGACAAGGAGGAGAACAUCUGUCUCCACUGGGCGGCCUUCUCUGGCAGUGUGGAGAUUGCUGAGCUCCUCCUAGAGUCCAAGUGUGACCUCCAUGCUGUCAACAUCCACGGAGACUCCCCCCUGCACAUCGCUGCACGGGAGAACAGGCUCGAAUGUGUCACGCUCUUUCUGUCUCGCGGGGCGGAUGUCAACCUGAAGAACCGUGAGGGGGAGACGCCGCCAGACUGCUGCAGCCACAGUUCCAGGGUGUGGCUCACCCUGCAGACUAACAGGAGAGUGAAGGAGGCCAGGAGCAGCACCCAGGGGGAGAAGGUCCUUAACAGAGACAUAGCCCGGGGGUAUGAGGGAGUUCCGGUCCCCUGUGUCAACUCAGUGGACAGUGAGCCCUGUCCGGAUAACUACAAAUAUGUCCCAGACAACUGUGUCACCUCCCCCAUGAACAUAGACAAGAACAUCACACACUUACAGUACUGUGUGUGUAAAGACGACUGCUCCUCAAGCAGCUGCAUGUGUGGCCAGCUUAGCCUGCGCUGUUGGUAUGACAAGGAUGGUCGUCUGCUCCCGGAGUUCUGUCGUGAUGAACCGCCCCUCAUCUUCGAGUGUAACCACGCCUGCUCCUGCUGGAGAACCUGCAAGAACCGCGUGGUGCAGAACGGACUGAGGGUCCGGCUGCAGCUGUUCCGGACCAGUCGUAUGGGCUGGGGGGUGCGGGCACUGCAGGAAAUUCCCCAGGGAACCUUUGUGUGCGAGUAUGUCGGGGAGAUCAUCUCUGACGCAGAGGCAGAUGUCAGGGAAAACGACUCCUACCUGUUCAACCUCGACAACAAGGAGGGUGACGUGUACUGUAUCGACGCCCGUUUCUAUGGCAACAUCAGCCGGUUCAUUAACCACAUGUGCGAGCCGAACCUGUUCCCCUGCCGGGUUUUCACGGCACACCAGGACUUGCGCUUCCCCCAUAUCGCGUUCUUCGCCUGCGAGACCAUCAAGGCUGGGGAAGAGCUAGGGUUUGACUACGGCGACCAUUUCUGGGACAUCAAGGGGAAGCACUUUAGCUGUGAGUGCGGCUCUCCCAAGUGCAAGUACUCAGCGGCGGUCAUUGCCCUGCGCCAGGCAGACAGCUCGCCCCAGGACCAGCAGCACAGCACCCUCCCUGAUACCAGCUCCUCUACAACCCCCUCCUGAGCCCCACAAAUAGGACUUCCAGGCCAGCAGAGACGCGUCUCCAAUCCCCCCCAGGCCAUGAGCCGUACAUCCCCAGACGCCCCACCUCCACCCCCAGGUGGAACCAUCACCUCAAUGAACCUUCAGGCCCAUCACUGAGAUCAACAAUCAACCCCACAGAAACCCAUCUGCUUAAUGUCUCAUUCAGCUCUUACAUCACAUCCUUACCAGCACAAACUCUGAACUUCCACUGAAACUGCCCCUCAGUGCAGGACACAUUGGACAGGAAACAAUUCUGUAUGUUUGAUGUCUGUCUGAAGUGCGACAAAUAAAAAUGUUGGCGAAAAAUGGCCUUGCUAUGAGCCUGGCUCUUGUUUUGUUGGUUCCAAUUGGAAUUCUCAAACGUGCUUUGUGCUCCAUCCUGGGCAGUUGCCAUCUGGGUAAUGGUGUUUCCUAACCAGUGGUCUGAAUCAAGUUUGUACUAAGCAACAAUGUAUAUCUAUUCGUGAGAAACAUUUUCAGGGCGAAAGAAAUUUGUAGCAUGAGCGCCCAUACCCCUCAAAUCAUACCAUAGAAAUGAGCAAUGUUCAUGCACAAUUUAUAACAGUUGACGUAUUUACCUCAUAUGCUAUAUUUUGAUUGCGAACGGGACAGAGGAGUUAAGUCACAAGUGUAGGUUUUUACUGGACUACUUCUCUUGAGCAUUUCUACAGGAAAAUAAUGGUCAGUGCUAGAUAUCAAUAUCAACGAUAAAUACUUUUUAAUUAUCACCUUUAUAUUUAAAUAAUAGUUUUAAAUCGAAUUUUCUAUACAGAAUAACAUCAAGCGAGGUGUAUUGUAUGCAGAACAUCAGAUAUCAGGUUAAGGAAAGAGGAACUAUCGAUUUAAUGUCAACGAGGACACUGACCAAUCAUCUCACUGUUCUGUUCUAGAGGGGGCAGAGUGAAGUUGACAAUUGUCCAGGAAAGACUCUUGCAAUCUGUUUUGACCACACAAGGAGUGGCAGAUUAUUUUCUCAGUUAUUUGGCAUGAAUUCUUUUACAAUACAAUGGCCCCUUUCUAUUAACUAUUUGUCUGCUGGAAAGGGUGUAUAUGAAGGAUGGCGUGACAUUCAAUGGCCCAACUAAGGGUGUCAUGAUUUGAGGAUUCUGGUGCACAAGUGUUUAGCUGGGAGUUGUCUAAACUGUACAGUUUGCCAUACUGUACCUGCAAAAAUUAAAGCAGAUGGAUUUUUUUUGUUAAAUCUGCAAGAUUUUUAAGCAUGUUUGAGGCCGACUCACUCUUUUGAACAUUGAGUCAAAAAUAUUCAUUUGCCACUUCUGGCGCCAUUAAAUGGGAUUUGAAUGUUAAUGGGGUGAGACUCAAGCAAAUGGUGCUGACGAGGUUUUAUUUUCCUUGUAUUCAUUUUGAAUUACUCACCAAGUGAAUACGAGUUGUAAAAUAAGAUAAAGAAGCAAGGUUUUCUUUCUUUCUUUUACAUUUAAAUGUACCUCCAGUUUUCUAACUGUAGUUACUGUACUCCUGUUGAUGUUGUUACAUGAUUUCAUGUUGAUGGAAACCUACACAUUAUUACCAUGUCUUUAAAUGUGGUUAGUAUGGUUAGUGAAUAUUGUGCACAUUUUCAAAUGUAUGAAAAUAAAAAGGUUAUAAAACAUGAAAAAUUA